AUGAACGGACCGACAGGAAGCGAAAAGAUUGUGCACGCGACGGGUGCAGGUGCCUUCUUCGGUGCCGCUGUUGGCUCCGUCGAGUCUGUGUGGGCCAUCCCGAAACUCGGUGCCAAGCUACCCACGCUCUCGAGCCAACUCAAGCACCUCGGCGUGCGCUCGCUCGUGUUUGCCGCCGUGGGCUGCAUCUACUCGUCGGGCGAGUACUUUGCCGCGACGAUUCGUCAGAAGGACGACGCGAUCAAUGCAGCUGUGGGUGGGGCGCUCGUGGGCGUCGUGCCGGGUAUGGUGAAGCAGAGUAUGCGCGUGGGGGUCGGCGCAGGCGUUGCGGCGGGCGCUGCUAUGUGCGCCGCGUCGUUCUGGCAAUCAUCGCAAGUGUCGCCGAUGGACAAGUACGCAGAGGUGCACCACGCUGACCGCUCCUGA
Hyaloperonospora brassicae is the source of this 426-nucleotide messenger RNA. The record is from the annotation of a GenBank genome assembly. NCBI's taxonomy places the organism in Eukaryota, Oomycota, Peronosporomycetes, Peronosporales, Peronosporaceae.